AUGCUGCUCUGCCCUCUUAUUCCCUUCUUAGACACCCAAGUGGAGACAAGGAUGCCGUCCAAAAUCGCACCCCGCCUACGCAGCAUGCCGUUGCUGUUGUUUUCUGUGGUACUCACUAUUGUUAUGCUCAUAUACACUAUAUUCUGGUAUGGGGGCGCAUCAUCACCCCAUUUAUUAGAAGAAAUUGUUUCUCCUGUCCAAGAAAGACUGACACCCGCUCUGGAUAAUAGUGAUUAUAAUCUGAAUUACUCUGCUUACCUUCCAGAAACACUAUCAACUAUAGUGAAGUCGCGCACGGAAUCGUGGAGAGCGGAUAGUCUGUCGAUGAUGCUACAGCCACGAGAAUACCGUCGCAUGACGUGUGCCCAGCUGCGCACACAACACCAGCGUGAGAUUUCAAUUGCCGCUGGACACAACAAGCACUCCAAGAGACCUUUGCGUGACCGUCGUGGAAUCUUGCUCGCAGAUCCGUAUCCCGUGUGUGGACGCUACCUGCUCUCACGUCUAACGGGUGGGAAGCACCGCUAUGUGUUUGUUGUGCGUACCGGGCGCUCCCAGCCGUCACAGUUGCCGAGUGUGCUGACGGUGAGGGCGGGGGAUUGG
Molecule: messenger RNA, 603 nt
Organism: Trypanosoma theileri
Lineage: Eukaryota; Euglenozoa; Kinetoplastea; Trypanosomatida; Trypanosomatidae
Exons: 1
Source: RefSeq, a predicted model, not a curated record